UUGACAUUCACAUUUAUAGGAGUCUAAUGACUCAUCCAUAUUUCUUUCAGAAAUGGAGGGCAGGCGAAUGCGGACCAGGAACAAUCCGAGGGGGCAGGCGCCGGUAACAUCCCAAAGGGGAAGCCGGGCUGCAUCUCGGGGUUCAAGAGGAGGCCGUGGAGGCCGUGGAAGCCGUGGAGGUCAUCAAGCUCAAACUGUGAGUGAUGGCCAUGUAAGCUCGGUGUAUGAAACCAACACCGAGGACUAUGACUCAACCUACGUUCCGGAAACGGAGCAUGAGGAGACCCCGUAUGAUGGUGGUGACACAUACACCGAUGAUGACGACGAAGAGAGUGAUGCCAAGUUCGCUCAAAUGGGCGAAUUGCUUGAGUGGUAUCAAAAAGAAAAGCUGAGGAGAGACCUUAGGCGCCAAGCAAGGCGUGGCUCUCGUGGUGGUUCGGGUCAAGGGAGUCGGGGAGCUUCCGUGGCCACCCCAGCGGCGCCACAAGGUGGGCAUGAAGGAGGUUUUGUAGUAAGAAUCUCCAAAUACCUCAAGGAGGCUAGGGCCUUGGGGUGUAGGUCCUUCGACGGCACCGGCGACAUUACCGCUGCCGCCGAUUGGAUCAAGAAGGUGAAGGAUGCAUCGAGAGACAUGCAGAUUACUCCGGACGUGAAGCUAACUGUCGCUUCACGGCUACUUGAGGGGAUGGCUUCUACAUGGUGGGAAGGUGUAGAAGGGAAAUACCGUGGGGACAUCUCAUGGGAAAAUUUUGAGCAAGAAUUUUAUGCUCAAUACUACUCCGAUUUCGAGGUUAAUGUGAAAAGGAGGGAGUAUACCAACCUCAAGCAGAAAGAGGGUUGCACGGUUAAGCAACUGGAGCAAGAGUUUAGGACCUUGGCUAGGUUCUUGCCGGAGUAUGCGAUCGAUGAGGACCGCAUGACUGAGCACUUCUGGGAUGCCUUACUCUUGGACAUCCGAGAUCGUGCCACGUAUUCCCGCCUCAUGACCUUUAGUGAGGUGGUAGAGCAGGGCAUGCUUGGAGAGGCCCAGUGGAAUGAGAGGAAAGCAAGGGACGCCGAAGAGGUGAAGAAAAGGAAGUGGAAUAAUUCGGGGCCACCCGAUCAUUCUCGAAGGAACAACCACGGGGGUGGUGGUGGUGGCGGUGGCUCAUUCAAGGCGCCGGCUCCACCGGCAAAGAAGAAUAGGGAUGCGAGGUGGCACGGACCUAGGCCACAGAACUCGGGGCCACCUAGAUGUCCCAAUUGCUCAAAACAACACUUUGGGAGGUGCAAUGAACCACCGAGGUGUUUUAAGUGCGGGAAUGCGGGCCAUAUGAAGGCCAAUUGCCCUCAAUUGAUGCAAGAGAGUGCCUCGGGAGCCGGGGGAGGGACCAUGACGGGAAGAAACCGUGCGGGACCGUCAAACGGCGGUACGGGAAGAGGCGGUGCAUCCACAAGCCAUGCCGCAUCCGUCAACCAAGGUGGGACCCAAG
Molecule: messenger RNA, 1472 nt
Organism: Cuscuta epithymum
Lineage: Eukaryota; Viridiplantae; Streptophyta; Magnoliopsida; Solanales; Convolvulaceae
Source: the annotation of a GenBank genome assembly